AAAGUGCAGCAAACUUCAGACUCAUUGACUGCAGGCUUAACAAGCGUCGGGGCUUUACUUCUUUCUGCAGCUUGCAAGGAUCUUUGGAUUUUGCAAAACAGUUCCAAGAAAAAAAUGGCCAACUUCUCCUUAUGGGCAACUUUUGGAUUAUGUUUGCUGAAGCUCUGUCUAACAGAAACAGAAUUCAAUGUAAGUUGCAGAUACAGAGGAGUUUUUCAUGUUGAAAAAAAUGGUCGCUACAGUCUCACACGAUCUGAAGCAGUCAAACUCUGCAGAGCUCUCAACAGCACCUUGGCAACACUAGAGCAGCUGAAGGAAGCUCACGAGUCUGGAUUUGAAACUUGCAGGUAUGGUUUUGUGGUGGGGCAUAUUGUUAUCCCACGGAUCAAACCCUAUCCUCUUUGUGCAGCAAAUACCACUGGCAUUUACAAACUUCCAGCGAAUACAACUGAUCGGUACGAUGCAUACUGUUACAAUGCGUCAGAAACAGAGGAAAAAGCAUGUGAGCCAAUUAAAACAAUAGAUACUUCUUUACUCAGUAAUCAGGAUGAAACAGUCAUUGACAACGCAGAUGGCUCCCGUUACAAUCCAGAUGGCUCACGUCAUACCAGUGGGGAGUCCUCAACCUCAGGGGUGGAUGAGGAAAAUGCAGGUAGUGGAUCCACUCAUGAGACAACUCCCAUGGAUACCUCCAUCAGGAGAUCCAGCCCCUCAUACUAUGGAAGUCCUACUCCAGUCUCACAGCUGCCAGAUCAUACUUUUGGAGGAGGUGAAAAAGGAAUUCCUGAAAAAGAUUAUGGUGAUGAAUUUACAUCUAUUUCACCUCACAUCUCUUUGGGGACGGUGGCUGGUGAUUUCCAUGAAGAAGAUGACAGACAGUAUCCUGCGAGUACCACUCCAGGGCCUCAUCAUGACAACCUGGAGAAAACCACCACCCAAACUUGGUGGAAUCCGUUCCCAGACCACUGGUGGUGGUCAAAUCCUGGAGAGAAGACGCAAGAACCCACGCCAGCAACCAAGGCAGAUGUGACCUCCAGUGGCAGUGAUUCAGAUGAUGAAGACUCUUCCGAGGAGAUGAUGAACCCCACAGUGUUUCCAGUCAGGAGUGUGGCCAAGGACGAGACUGCUCUGAGUACGACUCCAGGGCCUCAUCAUGACAACCUGGAGAAAACCACCACCCAAACUUGGUGGAAUCCGUUCCCAGACCACUGGUGGUGGUCAAAUCCUGGAGAGAAGACGCAAGAACCCACGCCAGCAACCAAGGCAGAUGUGACCUCCAGUGGCAGUGAUUCAGAUGAUGAAGACUCUUCCGAGGAGAUGAUGAACCCCACAGUGUUUCCAGUCAGGAGUGUGGCCAAGGACGAGACUGCUCUGAGUACGACUCCAGGGCCUCAUCAUGACAACCUGGAGAAAACCACCACCCAAACUUGGUGGAAUCCGUUCCCAGACCACUGGUGGUGGUCAAAUCCUGGAGAGAAGACGCAAGAACCCACGCCAGCAACCAAGGCAGAUGUGACCUCCAGUGGCAGUGAUUCAGAUGAUGAAGACUCUUCCGAGCAGAUGACGUACUCCACAGUGUUUCCAGGCUGGGGCAGGAGUGUGGCCAAGGAUGAGACUGCUCUGAGUACGACUGUGGACUCACAACACGAAACACUUCUGGAAAUCACCACACAAGAUCGUUGGAACCCCACCUUUGCAGACGAAGAGGAGCAGUAUCCUAGCUCUGCUAGCAGGGUCAUCAUCUUAUCAGCACUAGUUACAAGUGAAAAUGAAAAACGUCACGGAGCAACCCAGCAUCCGCUAUUUCACAGCGUUCAUUCUGGAGGGAUCAGUCAAGAACAAAAUCCUGCAAAUACCACUGGCAGUAUUGAACAACAUGAAUUUACUACUGCAGGUGGAAGUUAUUUUGGAAAGGAAACUUCUACAGCUAUGGUCCCCAGCCACGGGGCCAAACAGAACGACUCAGAGCAAGACCCGUUGGUGUAUCCAGGCUGGGACAAGGGAAAGGAUUAUGCCACACAGCCUGCUAUAACGGAUAGAGUUAUCCCUUCCACAGAGAACAAUCAUGAAAGAGAGUCUUCCACUACAGCUGUUGCCUCUCCUGAUGGUGCCUACCACAAAGACCCAACUCAACCACUUCUGCCUUCGGAUAAUGCAUCAGAAAAGAGCACUGAAGGCAUCACGAAUCCCACAGAUGCCCCCUGGGAUGAAGUCCUCCACAGGACCACAGCCAGUAUGACUGAAACUGUCACAGCCUCCACUGAUGUUCUGGCACCAGAAGACAUAACUCAGGAAGCAUGGGCACCUCACCUUGUGGUAACAGUUGCUUCCUCUCCUGAUGGUGCCCACCACAAAGAGCCAACUCAAACACCUCUGCCUUCGGAUGAUGAGCCAGGACAGGGCACUGAAGGCACCACGAAUCCCACGGAUACGCCCAGAGAUGAAGUCCUCCACAGGACCACAGCCAGUAUGACCAAAACUGGUAAUGACUCUCCUCUGAUGGGUACCAUCGUAGAGUCCGUGGAUGGUGUUGACCAAGAGAAAGCAACCAAGGAGCCACUGGCACCUGGCACUACACCUGGAAGGGAAGGUGAAGAAGCAAACACCACAGGUGGUUCCCAUGUCCAUGGGAUACCUGGAGUUUUUUCAGACAUUGAAGACCGUUUUAUUCCCUUGCAGACUCCUCUUACUACCAGCUCUACCUCUAGUGUAUAUGUUAGCCAAGGACCACACAAGGGACAUUAUGAAUCCACUACUUCCCUUGAAGAGACCGCCACAACACAAAUAGCUUCACAGCCAAGGUCAGCCCAUGUACCAGACUGGCUGAUCAUAGUUGUAGCUCUCGUGGUGCUUGCGUUGAUCCUUGCAGUGUGCAUUGCUGUUAACAGUCGCAGGAGAUGUGGGCAGAAGAAAAAGCUAGUGAUUAACAAUGGCAAAGGGGCAGUGGAAGACAGGAAGACAAGUGAAUUAAAUGGAGAUGUCAGCAAAUCACAAGAAAUGGUGCACUUGGUUCAUAAAGAGCAGUCAAAUGACCGAACACAAGCAUGUGACGAAUUCCUGACUGUUAAUGAAACACAAAACCAUCACGAGUUUGACAUGAAGACUGGAGUGUAAUGGUACCACGCUGCCAAGCAGAUCAGGGCUGGGGAAACCAAAAUCACGUGGAACUUGAACAGGAAUUCACAGAUGCACUGUGCUACUGAUGUCUUUUGAACAUAAACAUAAGUUCUAUUUCUUUUUAAUCACUUCGCAAAAAAAUUGACAUGUGCUUUCUGAAAUAACACCCCCAAGAGCUGCAUAAUGCUUUCAGUUCCCAGUCCCUACACAGAGGACUCUCACUGUGUCCUGGAUGUUAGGAGACAUAAUACGAGUGUACAUCAUUAUUCCCCAGAUGGAAGGUCUUCGCUGUGGGGGGCUAAAGAAGUAUCCAGUCACUCCAUCUUACAGAUAUUUAAGGUAUUAAACAUGCCAUGGUACAGAAGUAAGUGAGGAAAAAUGUCAAGAGUAAAUAAAUCAAGUUUAAACCCAAAAGGCAUCUUCUACAAUGUCUGCGACAUCAGAAUCCCUCAGAAAUGCCUUCCAGCCAGGAAGAGCAGUGGGUACAUUCAGAAUCUGCCAGUAUAAACAAAAAGUGACAUUUUAUAAUUAUGUAUGGCUUGGUCUGCAACAGGGGAAACCCAGAAGGACAAAAUUUAUUUAUCUCGAUUUUUAAAUAUCUAUGGGCAUACAGCAAGUCUUCUUGGGAGGGGUAAUAAAGGUAUGAAAACAUGAGCUGAUGCAUAAUAAACUUCUAUACUUUAUUAUCCUAGCAACCUGUACAAUUAUCCUUGAGUUUUUGAGAUGUUCAUUGCUCUCCUCUCCCCCUCAUUCUUUGGUCCAAGUUUGUGCAUGUUUUUAAUGAGUCUGUUAGUUAAGAUAACAAAUGAAACAAAACGACCCCAGCUCUAUCACAUAUGCACAAAUCAAGCAAUUGAAAUCACUAGGGAAGCUGACAGUAUUUUGUUCCUGAAAACAGGUCUCUAUAUUCUGCUCCAUUUUACUUAGGAAAUGCUGAGCCUAUUAAAUUUUUUUUCCCUAUAACUAUGAUAUUAUACCAGAUUGCUGAUAUUUUAAAAGUUGAUUUUCUGUGAUCUCACUCAUUUCCUCUGAAUUCUAUUUCAUCUACAUUUUUUCCAUCUGCUUUUUAAAAACACCAAAAGAAACAUUGCUUUCUUAUUGGUACCAGAAGUUUAAAUUCUACAGAAAAGAUCAAAGCAAACAAAAGGAAACUCUCCCAGCCAUGUAAUAUAGUAGAGUAGCUGAGCUGCAUUGUUACAUGCUUUUGUUAUGUCCUUUUGUGUCUGUUGUGUAAAGUAUUUGUAUUAAGCUAUGAUGCUGUGCAUUAUAUUGAUAUGAAUUGUCAGGAAAAGAACUAUUUACCACCAGUGGUCUGUGCUGUUUUUAAGAAAGCUUAUUGGAAUGGAGGGAGAAUGGUAACUUCUAAUUGGAGUGCCCCCAGGAAAUGCAAGUAAAACCAUUGGUCUGUGUCAGCUGUGGGAUGGGGAUGGUCUGUAGCAGGGCUAUUCAAAGGUUUUGUUCACUGACCAUAGCCCCUGUUCUGCUGAAGUAUGUUACUUAAUGCUCUCCAUCUGAAGCAGUUUGGAGGAUGAAUAUUCAGCUGGCUAAAUAUUGACUUUAGCUAGCACUGAUCUUUACUGGAACAUAAAGCACAAGACUGUUGAUUAUAUUUCUGAGUCACAGCCCUCCAGCAGCUUCCCAUGUGCUUCAUGGGAAUGCUCAAGUGCCCUGGUAUCUGCUGGCAGAUCUCCUUAGGGUAAUUUACACCUGGGCAAAAAGUCCCAAGACAAGGUGAUGUUUUAAAAUACACGUAGGAUGUUUUCUGACUAUAUGUAGGUCAGAUAUUUCAUCUGUGAACAGUGCAUUGAUUUUUGUUUAAUGUUUUUAAGCAAGCUUUUCUAUUUGUCAUUAGAAAUCAAAAUGAUCUGUUGAAGGCUGUGUUUAAACUGGUGUCAGGUACUCAUUCCACUAAGUAUGGAGAUCCAGAGUAAGAACUACUCCUGUCUUUAAAUCCUAGCUGAAUAUAGGUCUCAGUGAAAAGGACUUAUUUCAUUGUCUUGGAGGCUAAAUUUCUCUCUUAAAAAACAAAAAAAAUCUGUGGCAUGUUAUUUAUCUCCCUAUUCAGAUGUUGAAUGAAGAAAUCCACAAACUCCUUCCUAAUUUAUCUUACAUUCAGUAGCUACAGAAGCACAGACAACACUGGUUGGGUUCUUUAUAUAUUUUUAAAUGGGAUAUGCUCAAGAGGCAAUGCCAUUAUUUUAUAUAUGCUGAUUCUUUUUAGAUUAUGUCCUGUGACUUAUGUGUAAUUGUUUCAUUAUAGUUUCAAAACUAGAUGGCCAUUUCAUAUGUGUAAUAUAGUACAUAUUUUUAUUAAUCUUGCUUUUAUUAUGAGGGGUUGUUUGUUGUGUGUAUGUAUUUUUAUAUAGAGCACUUGAUAUAUUUGCAUAUUUAUUUAACAGAUUAAUUAGAAUGAAAGAAAAUAUCAUCUCUAAAUUGUAACUAGAAAUAGUAUUGCUAAAAACACAUAGGACUUUAAAAUAAGCUUCCAAAAUAAACCUGAUUCCACACUGAGGAUAAAAUGUAAGUCCAGCUAUUGGUGGCAGAGAAGUAUUCAGCAGGAUUGUCGUGUUGAGUACUGUGGCCAUUUUUUCUGCUUGCAAAUGCCAAGCCAGGCUGAGGUGAAUGCUGGGUGACCUUGUCUGCUCUGCCAGCCUCCCAGAGUUAGUGACAAACUCAGCUUUCCCCCAGAAGUGGACAACAGCUACAACAACUUGGUUCAAUUUAAGAUCAACCCAGUAAGGUCUUGAUGACCAUUCCCGGCUCACUGAACCACCAGCAUUUGGAGAGUGCAGCACCCAUCAAGGUCCUGCCCUUCCUUCAGGGUGCUGAUAGACAAACUGUGUCUAGGUGCCUAGGAAGAAUGAGGAUUUCUCCUAAAACUGCUAAGGAGGUCAGACCCUGCAAUCAGCUUGUGUUAUUCCUUUGUCUUGAAAAGUUCCAAAUGUGAUCCAGACCAGUGGAUAUGCUGUCUAAAGCAGCAAGAAUAUUUAAGAGAGAGACUGUAUGUUUUGUGGGAAUGUAAUAUUUUCAUGAAGCAAUGCAGGCUGGUUGUUUCAUCUGUAUUUUCUUGAAGAUCUGAAAAGGAAUGUUUGAUUAAAGCAGAAAAAGGAUGUGCA
This is a messenger RNA of Corvus hawaiiensis (hawaiian crow), 6233 nucleotides long. RefSeq names its product CD44 molecule (Indian blood group) (gene CD44). Lineage: Eukaryota; Metazoa; Chordata; Aves; Passeriformes; Corvidae. Gene Ontology annotation, biological process: inflammatory response; positive regulation of ERK1 and ERK2 cascade; cell adhesion. Gene Ontology annotation, cellular component: macrophage migration inhibitory factor receptor complex; basolateral plasma membrane; plasma membrane. Gene Ontology annotation, molecular function: cytokine receptor activity; hyaluronic acid binding. The record is from RefSeq and is a predicted model, not a curated record. Bases 115 to 3114 code for a protein of 999 amino acids. The transcript is spliced from 21 exons.